AUGGGAAAAACAUCAAAGGACAAACGUGACAUUUACUAUCGUUUAGCUAAAGAAGAAGGUUGGAGGGCACGAAGUGCAUUUAAAUUGAUGCAAAUUGAUGAGGAAUUCAAUUUAUUCGAAGGUUCACACUUUUCGUUGCGUUUAUAUUCAUUCACAUGUAAAGUGCGUUUGUUUAAUCUCUUUUAUUACGAUUCUUCCACAAAAAAGACAAAAUAA
Molecule: messenger RNA, 216 nt
Organism: Anisakis simplex (herring worm)
Lineage: Eukaryota; Metazoa; Nematoda; Chromadorea; Rhabditida; Anisakidae
Source: the annotation of a GenBank genome assembly